GGGAGCUGCACCACACAGAGGCAGGUCUAGCAUCAAGGAUGCUUUAUUAAUCAGCUUGGGGAGAGGCCUUGCCUAGCAGAGGGUGCUGCACCGCACUGGGGCACGUCAAGCACCAAGGAUGUUUUUAGGUAUAAAACAAAUCUGCCUGGGGAGGGGCCUUCUGAUCAAUUGGGACAACCCCGUGGCGCAGUCCAUCAAAGCAACCACGACGGCCUACGCGGAGCAGGUGAAGCAGGCCGGGCGCGACCACAAGCUCGGCGCACCAUUUCUUCAUGCUUGGGGAGCUCUUCUUCGGGGACUCGGGCAAUGCGCUCAGGUGGAGGGCGCAGUGAAGACCACGCUGGAAGCUUACUGGAACGCCGUCAUCAGCAAGGCCCAGAACUUGGAGCUUCUGGCGGACACGGUGAAGCACUGCCGGCUGAGCAAGACGCACAACGCGAAGGUCGCCAAACUCCAGUUCGCGGUCGCAGUAUGGCAGCCGGACGGCGGCGGGAUGGCCCUCGAGGAGGCGGUGAUGAAGGCGAUGAUGACGAUCGGAGGCCAUCGUCGCAAUGGCGCCCCGCCCAAGUCAGCCUUGGCCCGCGACGCCCAGAGGAUCUUAGAUCUGUUGAAAGAGGAGCACUGAGCAGACGUAAGCGGAGGAAGCAUGCAUGGUAGCCGCCGCUGCUGACGAUGAGGGCGACGUAGCUCCGCCCUGACUCUCUUCUCUUGCUCCUCCCCCCCGUCUCCUGCGCCUGGGGAUGAGCAGGCGGAUUCUGUCGUAACGGCAGCCGCCUUGUCGUAACGCCCUUCGUCGUCAGUCUAGUUAAAUGCAGCGCUCGGUGUGGUAGGAAGUGAGUACAUGAGAUCGUGAGGGAGCCCGCCUGAUUGCUAGGUGCCUCAGUGUCGGGCAGGCGCGCCGGAGCACACUGUGGCUCUAUCGCGUCGCGUGCCGUGACCAGUUGCGGAAUCACCGCCUGCUGGCCUUGGCACAACGAUCAUGGGGGUACUAUGAUACUUCCGUGCACCGAGGUCC
Molecule: messenger RNA, 1015 nt
Organism: Prorocentrum cordatum
Lineage: Eukaryota; Dinophyceae; Prorocentrales; Prorocentraceae
Source: the annotation of a GenBank genome assembly